This is a messenger RNA of Symphalangus syndactylus (siamang), 2572 nucleotides long. It is a transcript of the gene OLAH, whose product is annotated as oleoyl-ACP hydrolase. Gene Ontology annotation, biological process: lipid biosynthetic process. The record is from RefSeq and is a predicted model, not a curated record. Lineage: Eukaryota; Metazoa; Chordata; Mammalia; Primates; Hylobatidae.
CCUUAACUGAAUAACAUCAGUUGUGUUGGUUCUAACCCAUUUCUUCUUCUCCUUUGUCACCCCCACUGUCAUUUUUUUCUCUUCUCUGUCUUCUCCUUCCUUUUCCUCUAACCUUCUUCAUUUUUAACAGGGAUUGGAGCAGUCAAUAAGAGUCAGCGCCUUUAAAAAGAAAUCUACUCACUUUUCUGUGUGCAUAAGGCCGAGCAGAGGUUCUACCUCGCAAGAGGAACUGACUUCUGUUGAGUACUCAACACGCCGCAAAGACCAGCAAUCUUGCACCCUCACCUCACAGCAUGGAGACAGGAGACCAAGCUAAGAGAACCAGGAAUGAAGACAUUUUCAACUGCUUAUACAAAAACCCUGAGGCAACUUUUAAGCUGAUUUGCUUUCCCUGGGCAGGAGGUGGCUCCAUUCAUUUUGCCAAAUGGGGCCAAGAUACUCAUGAUUUGCUGGAAGUGCACUCCUUAAGGCUUCCUGGAAGAGAAAGCCGAGUUGAAGAACCUUUUGCUAAUGACAUCUCCCAGUUAGUUGAUGAAGUUGUUUGUGCUCUGCAGCCAGUCAUCCAGGAUAAACAAUUUGCAUUUUUUGGCCACAGUAUGGGAUCCCACAUUGCUUUUAGGACUGCACUACACCUAAAAGAAAACAAUAAACCAGAACCGUUGCAUUUAUUUUUGUCAAGUGCAACUCCUAUACACUCAAAGGCCUGGACUCGCAUUCCCAAAGAUGAUGAAUUGUCAGAAGAACAAAUUAGUCAUUACCUUAUGGAAUUUGGAGGCACCCCCAAGCAUUUGGUUGAAGACAAGGAAUUUGUGAAACAAUGUAGUACCAUCAUAAGGGCAGAUCUGAACAUUGUUAGUAGUUGCAUCUCUACUGUACCAUCUAAGGCUGUUCUUUCUUGUGACUUAACAUGUUUUGUUGGAUCUGAAGACAUAGCAAAGGACAUGGAAGCCUGGAAAGAUGUAACCAGUGGAAAUGCUAACAUUUGCCAGCUUCCAGGGGGUCACUUUUAUCUUCUGGAUCCUGCGAACGAGAAAUUAAUCAAGAACUACAUAAUCAAGUGUCUAGAAGUAUCAUCGAUUGCCAAUUUUUAGAUAUUUUUCCUUUCACUUUUAAAAUAAUCAAAGUAACAUGUUACUCUUUUCAGUUAUUCAGAUGUAGCUCAGUUUUAUUCAGAUUGGAAAUUACACAUUUUCUACUGUCAGGGAGAUUCGUUACAUAAAUAUAUUUAUGUAUCUGGGGACAAAGGUCAAGCCAGUAAAGAAUACUUCUGGCAGCACUUUGGGAGGCUGAGGCGGGCGGAUCACAAGGUCAGGAGAUCGAGACCGUCCUGACUAACACCGUGAAACCCCGUCUCUACUAAAAAUACACAAAAUUAGCCGGGCGUGGUGGUGGGCACCUGUAGUCCCAGCUACUCGGGAGGCUGAGGCAGGAGAAUGGUGUGAACCUGGGAGGCGGAGCUUGCAGUGAACCAAGUUCAUACCACUGCACUCCAGCCUGGGUGACAGAGUGAGACUCUGUCUCAAAAAAAAAAAAAAACUUCUGGCAGAGUCUUUUAUCUUCCUAUUAAAAUCUCACUUGAUUCUCCUUUAUGGGAAGUUUGUCAACAAAAUUCAUGAUUAGUAAAUUAUCCAUUUUUAUUUUUUUCCUUCAGUUAGUUUAAUGGUGAAGAUGAUUAACAGGGGAAAUGCUUGAAGUAAAUGAUUGUUUCAAUGACACACAUUGUCUCAAAGCUUGAUCUCAUUUUUUCAAAUGUAGAAUAGCCCCACAUAGUAAGAAAAUGUAACCUACUGCUUUGUUAAAAGAAGAUAGCCCUAAAUAAUUAUUGUCACUUGUGCAGGCAAGUCCUCAGAAUGCCUAUACCACACCCCUCUAAGGAGUUUCUUCUACACCACUUACUGGGGGGCUCUGCCACCCGGGCAUGUCUGGCUGCAACCUGGAUCCAGUUCCCCCAGUGGACGACCAAUCUAGAGGCUGGCCUGUGACAAAGGGAGUGGCCAAGCACAAAUCUCACACCUAAGAGGAUGCCUCAGCCUCACUCAGCAAUAACUUGAACUUGACUUAGGGAGAAAGCACAACAGCUGGAAGUAAACAGGAACCAAGAGAAAAAGAAAAGCAGAAAUAGGAGCCAGGUGCAGUGGCUCAACACCUGUAAUUCCAGCACUUUCGGAGGCUGAGCAGGAGGAUCAUUUCAGGUCAGGAGUUUGGGAGACCCCUGUCUCUACAAAAGAUUUUUAAAAUCAGCCAGGCAUGGUGGCGUGCACCUGUAGUCCCAGCUACUUGGAAGGCUGAGGCUGAAAGACCUCCUGAGCCCAGGAGGUCAAGGCUGCAGUGAGCUAGGAUCAUGUCAUUGCAUUCCAGCCUGAGUGACAGAGUGAGACCCUAUCUCAAAAAUAAAAAGUACAUAAGGUCUUAGUAAAUAAGAUUAAGGAAAAUGCAUACAGGUGGUAUUUUCCUAAAUUUAUCACUCUUUUUAAACAAAGCACAAAAAAUAUAAAAUUAACUAUUUGGGGGAGGCACUUUGAGUUAGAAUUCAUGUAAUAAAUUUAGGCUACAAAUAGCCUUAAGCAAAUUA